This is a messenger RNA of Cyphellophora attinorum, 2160 nucleotides long. RefSeq lists its product as uncharacterized. The record is from RefSeq and is a predicted model, not a curated record. Lineage: Eukaryota; Fungi; Ascomycota; Eurotiomycetes; Chaetothyriales; Cyphellophoraceae. The transcript has a single exon. The coding region runs from base 1 to 2160 and encodes 719 amino acids.
AUGUCACAAUCAAACAAUGCCGAGAAAGCGGUUGAGCGUCAACGCUCAAUCUCAAGCUCCACUGCUGCCAACACUGCCGAAACAUCACUGAAGGCUGAAGUCUACAAGCUCAAAGAAGAGGUUGAAGGCGACAACGGCCGAUCGAUCGAGGAGCGCGCCACUCCUCUACAGAAGUUGCGCAACAUCUUCGACAACAUUGUCCUUAAUUAUUCUCCCUGCGAAGAACGCGACAAAGUUCUCGUCGAGAUUGCGAACAUUCUACUUGACCUAGGCGACGUCAAAUUCGUUGACAAGCGCAAGAACGAAGCCAACGAACUUCGCAUGCUUCCGGAUCGCGCACUCUCCAUCGAAACCGACGAAAGCGAUCACGAGUCAGAAGCCAACAUCAUCGACUCGAUCGACCAGUCUGCAGCUGAGCUAGAAGAGUCAAUCGACGAAUCUGCCGCUGACACGGAGGCUUCUACCGAAAUCAUGGUAGUCGAAGAUCGCAGCACCAAGUCUACCACCAAGGUUGCCUCUCCCGGCAUCAAGUCUGAAGACUACGAGGGGCCCUUCCCUACCGAGUUUCCUGGCUGCUUCAAGUGGGAAGGUCGCUGGUGGUUGCCGCCUUUCGGUCCAGGUCACCCUGUCUCUAAUCAAAUCAAUCCUGGCAACCCUCCCUACGGCUACGGCUACAUUGCCUCUCCCAAUGGCACCUCGUUCCAACCCUUCAGUCGUGAAGCCGCACUCGAAGAGCACUUCCGUCGAUUUCCGAUCCAAGACUCCGAGAAGUUGCUUGAAGCCUACAGAAACAAACAUCAGCAACAUCUCACUCCAUUCGACCAUGGUGAUGACACCGAUGACAAGGUCCUGGUCUGCAAUUGCCUCACCUACCCUGACGAUCGUCAGUACAUCCAGUGCGAUAACACCUACCACUGUCUGAAGCAAUUCUAUCAUCCUGAAUGUCUCGGCAUGCCAGCUCACCUCAUCCCCACCAAUGAAGACAAAUGGUUCUGUCCGGAAUGCCUGCGUGAAGGCCGCGGCGGCGCAAAAGAUAUUGCUAAGAUGGUCGGUUUCUACGCCAGAUACACCUUCAACAAAGUCGUCGCCGAUCCCAAUCCCGAACGCUACAUCAAGCCGUGGACCGCUGAUGCUCUCAAAUCCGCCAGACCUGAAGUUCUCCGCGACCUUGGUCUAUCCACUUUCGAAGAAGCCAAGAACACCCUACUCGAACGCUCCGCUCAGAAAGUCGGCCGUCCAGUCCCGUCCACCCCUACCCAAGCCAUCCCCAUGGUCGUCAACGGUACUGUCGUCAAGCAGCCAAACAAGUUCUCCUGGACUACUGAGGAAGACCUGAUCCUCGUCGAAGUCAUGCGCGAGCUCUACAACGAAGGCCUCGUCGGUCAGCCCCUGUGGGAUCAAUGCGAAAUCCGUCUCAAAGCUCGAGGCUGCGAUCGUGUCAUGGGCGCUGCUCGCAAUCGUUGGAUGCGUGGUCUGCGCGAGGAGUACAACCUGGACGAGCGCCGCAAGAAGAAUGCCAAUAAGAUGACGACUGCGAUUCAGGUUGGCAAGUCUGAACGUGAUCCGGAAUCGGUCAAGAAGAACAAUGCUAGAUACACUGUGUCACGCAAGGCUGAAGCUCCGGCUGGUCAUGUGCAGGCUCGUGCUGCAGCUGCUGCGGCUACUGGUGCCAAUGCUGUCGCUGUCGGACGUCCUCCUAUGUCUGCUCCACCCCGUAUCUCGGCCUACGGUAGAGGUUCUCAGCAGGAUGCUCUCGGCCUCAACGAUAUGUACCUUGGUCGCGGCUAUUCCGAUGAUGAUGGUAGCGAGACGAUGGAAUGGAGGUGGACGUCGAUGAUGUUGAGAUGGGCGACGAUGAGUAUGAUGGAGGCAACGCUGCCAUCAUGGGCAGUCCGACUGUUGCUGUUCGUCGUCGCAGUGAGCGUCGUCGUGCCUAGACUUCCGGUCCAGGCGGCCUCCAGAGGGCAAAUAGCAUGGGUUGCAAUUUGUUGGCUAGUGGUGAUGGAUAAUGGUUGGCGAUGGCUGGAGAAUCGGCCUGGGGAGGCCUCUGGGAAGAUUCGCUGUCUGAAAUCGGGAUUGUCGCUGACAUUUGGCAAAAUGCCACCAGGAGGCCUCCCUGCCAGCAAGACAGGAUACCAACACGAAGAUAGGAUCCGAUAA